Molecule: messenger RNA, 615 nt
Organism: Pediculus humanus corporis (human body louse)
Lineage: Eukaryota; Metazoa; Arthropoda; Insecta; Psocodea; Pediculidae
Exons: 3
Coding region: 1-615 (204 amino acids)
Source: RefSeq, a predicted model, not a curated record
AUGUUAUCGCCACUUGAAAAAAAAGAAAAGAAUAAAUACACGAUGGACAAAACAAUGAGAAACACGACGACGACGACGACGACGACAACGACGAUGAUGAUGAACGCACAAAAUUCACCGAGAGGAAAGGAAAGAAAAGGAUGCGAGGAUGAUGGGAACAGGAGAGGAUGUGGUGGUGGUGGUGGACAAGAUGAAAUUCGUAAAAACGAAACCUGCAACAUUUUAGGAAAAUUCACGUCGAAAAGAUUUUCACCGGCCAAAUCAUUUAAAUCGACACGUAAAAAGGAUGAUUGGAAAGGAGAUGAAAUUCGAGAUCUCAAUUUUCCGAUAACCAAGAGAGACGGAAAUAAGACUGAUGAUGCGACAACAAGGGAAACAAUCGGCGAAAUGGUUAAUUUUUCUUCUUCUUCUUCUUCUUCUCCUUGUUCGCCAAUGGUUGAUCAAACCCACAGACCAGAGACCAUAUAUGUAAGAGAAACGAGAGCUUCACGUUUGAGGGCCGCUAGCAAAACUACUCCUACUCCUUCUGAUACGGAUUCGGCGGGAAUGUACAGGUCGACGAUUAACGAACAACCGACUAGAAUACCACCUUUCAAAGUAAGCGAAACUAUAUAA